AUGUCAACUUUUAAGAAGACGAAUAAUGUUGAAAGUCAUGAAGAUUUAGUAGGAGAUACUAAAAUUGAUGAAGAGGAGAAAAUUAUGGAAAGUUUCAUAACCGAAUUUGAAGAGAAAAUGAAAACUCAAAUUAUUAAGGACGAGCAAGAAGCUUAUAAAAUAUAUUGUCAAUAUGCACACUCCAAAGGUUUCAGCGUAAGAAAAGAUAAACAAUACUAUUUUACAUGUGGUUUGGUGGUUAGAGAAAAACGCUUUGUGUGUUACUGGCACGGUGAAAAAGAUGAAAGGCAAAGGAAAUCUAGUAAGACAUCAUGUACUCACAUAGACACGCGUUGUCCUGCAAUGAUAAGUUUUGAGCAACAGCUGCCGAGUAAUCCUUUCAUGAUAGACAGAUUUGUUACUGAGCAUAACCAUGAAAUGGCUUCACCAAAGAAAAGACAUUUGUUAAGAUCUGCUCAUUUGAUACCGAAAACCAAAGGAUUGGUGAUUGAAAAUAUGAUUAACGCUGGUAUAAAACCGAGAACAACUUAUUCUUACUUGACAGAAGAAGCCGGAGGGGAUGAUGUGUUAGGUUAUUCGAAAAAAGAUUGUUUUAAUUUUAUACAUCAGUUGAUGAAAUCAAAGGUGGAAGCCGAAGAUGCACAAAGUGUUGUUAACGAAUUUAAUAAUAGUCAAGUGAAUGAUACACUUUUUUAUUGA
This is a messenger RNA of Solanum pennellii, 699 nucleotides long. Its product is annotated as protein FAR1-RELATED SEQUENCE 5-like. The record is from RefSeq and is a predicted model, not a curated record. The transcript has a single exon. Bases 1 to 699 code for a protein of 232 amino acids. Lineage: Eukaryota; Viridiplantae; Streptophyta; Magnoliopsida; Solanales; Solanaceae.